CAGAGGGGAAGAAAGGCACGAAAGACCGCCUGCGCUACGGGCAGCUCACUGGGCCAAACUACUGGCGCUCGCGCUUUCCCAGGGGCUGGACGGGGCAGAGAGGAGCCCUCGCCAUGCCCCGUUACGCCCAGCUGGUGAUGGGGCCGGCGGGGAGCGGGAAGAGCACUUACUGCUCCACCAUGGUCCAGCACUGCGAAGCACUGAAUCGCUCAGUCCAAGUCGUUAACUUGGAUCCUGCUGCCGAACAUUUUGACUACGAUGUCAUGGCAGACAUUCGAGAGUUAAUAGAGGUGGAUGACGUCAUGGAAGACGAUUCUCUGAGGUUUGGCCCCAAUGGUGGCUUGGUUUUCUGCAUGGAAUACUUUGCAAAUAACUUUGAUUGGCUGGAGGGAUGCCUUGGCCAUGUAGAAGACGAUUACAUACUUUUCGAUUGCCCAGGCCAGAUCGAGCUGUACACCCAUUUGCCAGUGAUGAAGCAGCUUGUAGAACAGCUUCAACAAUGGGAAUUCCGCGUCUGUGGAGUUUUCCUUGUGGAUUCUCAAUUUAUGGUGGAAUCUUUUAAGUUUAUCUCUGGCGUCAUGGCGGCCCUCAGUGCGAUGGUGUCUUUAGAGAUCCCCCAAGUCAACGUCAUGACCAAGAUGGACUUGCUGAGCAAGAAAGCCAAAGUAGAAAUUGAAAAGUAUUUGGACCCUGAUAUGUAUUCCAUGCUAGAAGAUUCAUCUGGUUUGCUCCGAAGCAAAAAGUUCGAGAAGCUGACGAAGGCCAUCUGUGGACUGAUCGACGAUUACAGCAUGGUUCGCUUCCUACCUUUUGAUCGUUCUGACGAGGAAAGCAUCAAUAUUGUGCUACAACACAUUGACUUUUCUAUUCAGUAUGGAGAGGACCUCGAGUUUAAAGAGCCAAAGGAAACAGAGGAAGGCAGACCUUCUGCUUUCGAUGAAUUCUUCCAAGAGAGAGUGGAUGAAUGAAGACUCCUGGCUAAUCUUAACAAGACUCUCUUCAAGUUUUCUGCAUCUUGUAUUUUAAAAUAGAUUUUGGAAUGGCCCCGGGGGCUUUUCCCCCUUAAGUGCUUCAUGUAUAUAAGUGUACAGUUGCAAUGUCAAACGAGAUUUUCUUAGUUUAUUCUUUGAAGAACCUUGUUACAUUUCAAAGGGGAGAAAUAAAUUAUUUGUGUUCUUA
This is a messenger RNA of Eublepharis macularius, 1179 nucleotides long. RefSeq names its product GPN-loop GTPase 3 (gene GPN3). The transcript is spliced from 8 exons. Gene Ontology annotation, molecular function: GTPase activity. The record is from RefSeq and is a predicted model, not a curated record. Lineage: Eukaryota; Metazoa; Chordata; Lepidosauria; Squamata; Eublepharidae. Bases 114 to 968 code for a protein of 284 amino acids.